Messenger RNA from Prorocentrum cordatum, 1356 nucleotides. The record is from the annotation of a GenBank genome assembly. Lineage: Eukaryota; Dinophyceae; Prorocentrales; Prorocentraceae.
AUGGCGGCGCAGGACGGCUCCCUUGAAGACGGGCUCCGCCAGCUGCUGGCGAUGCGCGGCUCCGAGCGGCAGGCAGCCCUUGCCGCGCUGUCGGGGAACCAGCCGUCGGCGAGUCCCCAGGCGCCGCCUGCCCGCCAGGGCAGCCGGGGCUCUGGCCUGGAGCACCCCGCGUGGAGUGGCGGCGGCUGCCCGGCGGGGCUGGCUGCAGGCCCGGGCCUCUGGCCGUCGGAGUCGGCCGGCGGCAUGCAGCACGCCGCCCCGAUGAAGGUUCCGCUGCCGGCAGACUGCGGUGGCUUCAUGCAGCAGGAGGCAUACGCAGGGCCCGCGUUCCGGCAGUCCCGCAGCGCGCCGCGGGCGCCGCCGCCCCGGCAGGGCGAGGACGACUGCAACCAGCUGGUGCAGAGCAUGACCAACGCCAUGAGCAGGAUCCUCCUCGACGGCGCACAUGGGCAGGCCGCGGGGAACGCCGCCGUCCGCGAGGAGCGGCUGCGCCACAUCGAGUGGCUCCGCGGCCAGCUGGAGCUGCAGCAGGAGCAGAGCAUGCGCAAGAUCUCGCACAUGUUCGACCACAGGGCGUCCGCGGCCGCGCCUGCAAGCCCGCCGGCCGCCGCCGCGGCGGCCCCGAGCCGCCGCAGCCCGCUCGCGGCGCAGGGGUAUCCGCUUGCGGGUCCCCGUGGCCAGCGGCCGCAGGAGGCGGACGAAGGCUCUGCGCUGCAGCGGCCUCGCAACAUGAAGCGCCGCGGCGACGACAACUCGCAGGUCACGCCGGUGCCCGUGCAUGCCAUGGCGGCCAUGCCCGGCUGGGACCCCCGGCUGGCCCUCGCGGCAGCCGAGGCCGCUGGCAGCGUGCCGAGCCACUGGGCUCCAGCCAACGUGGAGAGCCCCUCCCGCGCGGCUUGGACGAAGAAGCAUGCGCAGGCUUCUCAGCGCAUGAGCGGAGAGGAGCAGCAGCAGGUCAAGAUGGCGAGCGACACGCUGCGCUCGCACCUCCGCGCCCUGCAGGAGGUGGACUCGCGCCGCGUGGUCCAGGUCCGGAAGAUCAGCAAGCUUGGCUUCCAGUCAGGGGCCGCGCUCGAGAGCCACUACUCCGCGUUCGGGACGGUGGAGUGCGUGCGGGUCGCGUUCUCGCACGUCAAGCCGCAGUCCACAGGGCUCGCCGUCCGGAUCCGCCCGUCGGGGUUGGGCUUCGUCGUGAUGAGCUCGAUCGAGGAGGCGGAGGAGAUCCUGAGGGCCGGGGAGAACCAGGUCGUGAGCGGGGUGGAGGUGCUCGUGCGCCCCUACGAGGUCCGCGCCGCCAGCGAGAAGGACUCAGUCGGCAAGGACGACCACGAAGACAACUUGUUUGCCGGCGCGUGA